AUGGCUCAACCCCAAUCCACAACGGAGCAAAUCAUCACGGAUGUUGGAGAAACUGAAACAACCUUAUUCUUAACACGCACCUACAGCUACAGAAAGCACACCGUUCAUAUAGAAAACAAGACGCAAACGGUGAUCUUACGGUGUGAUUUUGACGGAAGUCCAAAGCCCGCAGAAAUCGAAUGGGCUUUCAACGGAAACACGCUGAAAAAGGAUGCAUUAUUGACGGCUGUGAGGACACGCAAUGAGCCUGCUGCAGUUUUGGAAUACGAGUAUGAUGUUGGUUUGGAGUGGGAAUUUCCACGUGAGAAACUAACCCUAGCCAAUCAGCUGGGAGCAGGAGCAUUUGGAAAUGUCGUUUUUGCUGUUGCUGAAGGACUGCUAUUUGAAGGUGUUGAUACUCCAGUAGCAGUUAAAAUGCUGAAGGAUGAACACACAGAUGAUGACGUGAAAGAUCUGGUUUGUGAAAUGGAAAUAAUGAAAAAGAUUGGAAAUCAUCCUAAUGUCAUCAGUUUGCUCGGAAGUUGCACCAGGAACGGACCAUUGUUCGUAAUAGUGGAGUAUGCAGCCCAUGGAAAUUUGAAGAGCUUUCUCGAAGAUCAUCGAUCUGAAAGUACAACAACUCUCACCACCAAUCAACUUGUGUCGUUUGCGUCACAAAUCGCAUCCGGAAUGCAGCACCUCUCGUCGAUGAAGCUGAUUCACCGUGAUUUGGCCGCGCGGAACAUUCUGGUCAGCGAAGGACUCGUCAUGAAGAUCGCCGAUUUUGGACUAGCACGGGAUGUCCACAACCAGGAGUACUAUCGGAAGAUGACGUCUGGAAAGUUACCGAUCCGUUGGAUGGCCCCGGAAUCGCUGGAGGAACGAUUCUUCAACACAAAGACUGAUGUCUGGUCGUUUGGAGUUUUGCUGUGGGAAAUUAUGACGCUUGGACGAGACCCGUACCAGUUUGUGGCUGAUUGGCAAUCAUUUCUGGAAUAUCUGAAGCAAGGCCACAGGCUGGAGCAGCCGACGAACUGUCCGGACGAGAUUUAUCAACUUAUGGAGGCAUGCUGGGAGUUCAACCCGGAAAAUCGUCCGACAUUUGAACAAAUUAGUGCUGUGUUAGAAAAUACUAGAUUAGGGAAUAAUUUAGAUGUGGAGAGUGGUGAGUGUCUCGACUGA
Messenger RNA from Culex quinquefasciatus (southern house mosquito), 1161 nucleotides. Its product is annotated as fibroblast growth factor receptor homolog 1. The transcript is spliced from 3 exons. Gene Ontology annotation, biological process: cell surface receptor protein tyrosine kinase signaling pathway; protein phosphorylation; positive regulation of kinase activity. Gene Ontology annotation, molecular function: ATP binding; transmembrane receptor protein tyrosine kinase activity. Gene Ontology annotation, cellular component: signaling receptor complex. NCBI's taxonomy places the organism in Eukaryota, Metazoa, Arthropoda, Insecta, Diptera, Culicidae. The record is from RefSeq and is a predicted model, not a curated record. Bases 1 to 1161 code for a protein of 386 amino acids.